Messenger RNA from Dioscorea cayenensis subsp. rotundata (Guinea yam), 1164 nucleotides. RefSeq names its product probable carboxylesterase 2. The record is from RefSeq and is a predicted model, not a curated record. The transcript has a single exon. Bases 1 to 969 code for a protein of 322 amino acids. Lineage: Eukaryota; Viridiplantae; Streptophyta; Magnoliopsida; Dioscoreales; Dioscoreaceae. Gene Ontology annotation, molecular function: hydrolase activity.
AUGGCAACCAACAGUGAAGUUGAUUGGGAAGUUCCCGGUUUUUUCCGAGUAUACAAAGAUGGUCACAUAGAGAGGUUCGUAGGUACACACUUCGUUCAGCCAACUUAUGAUUCUAUUUAUCAAGUUUCAUCCAAAGAUAUAACCAUCAAUAAAGAAACCAAUGUUUCAGCUCGUCUUUAUCUACCAAAACAAGUAGAAAACCAGCCAGAAAAGAAGUUCCCAGUUCUUGUUUAUUAUCAUGGUGGUGGCUUCUGCAUAGAAAGUGCUUUCUCUUCACUGUACCACAACUAUCUCAACUCACUCUCAUCCAAAGCCAACAUUAUCAUAGUCUCAGUAGAGUAUAGAUUAGCACCAGAGCAUCCUCUUCCAACUGGAUAUGAAGAUUCAUGGCAGGUACUUCAAUGGGUGGUCUCAGAGACUAAUGAUGAUGCAUGGUUGCAAAACCAUGCAGACUUUGGACGUGUGUUUGUGAGUGGAGAUAGUGCAGGAGGGAACAUAGCUCAUAACAUGGUGAUGAAGAUUAAUAAUGGGUUCAGUGAAGGGAUGAAGGUGAUCAAAGGGAUGAUUUUGGUGCACCCUUAUUUUUGGGGUGUUGAGAGGUUGGAGUGUGAGGUUGCAAAUGCUGAAAAUGAAUCCUCAAAAGUAUUGACUGUAAAUCAACUGGAUAAGAUGUGGCCAUUUGUGUGUCCUGGGACAAGUGGGCAUGAUGAUGAUAGGAUUAACCCUUUUGUGGAGGGUGCCCCUUCACUUGCAGGGUUGGGUUGUGAGAAGGUUAUGGUUUGUGUGGCUGCUAAAGACUUGUUGAGUGGAAGGGGUAAGAUUUAUUAUGAGAAACUGAAGAGUAGUGGAUGGAAAGGAAUGGUUGAGUUUUUAGAAUCUCAUGGAGAAGGCCAUUGUUUUCAUCUCCUUAAUCCUGGUUGUGAUAAAGCUUUGGAGAUGAUGAAGUGUUUGGUUGAUUUCUUUAACUAAUGCUGCAUCAUGCAUGCACAUGUGGAAAUAAAUGCUUUUUGCAUUAUAUAUGUCAGUAUUUUAUUAAAAUGAAUUUGUCAUUAAUUUGUUUGGUUUUAGUCAAAUGGAAAAUUAUAUAGACAUGGGUUGAUAUUGGACAGUUCGGUACGUACCGGACAGUAGAUAGAUAUUAUUUGCUUUGUGAAAAUUAAAUUA